AUGUUUUAUCUGUAGAUAGUAGAAUAAGACGUUUUGCGUUUUGUAACGUCUAAAGAUAUCUGUUGCCAAAAAUACACCAACCUCAGUUCAACUGUAUGGCUUUUCAGCGUAGUUUAGUAAUUCUUUAAAUAUGAUUGUUGGUGAAUUAAAAAUACAAGAAGUUGAUAAACCAAAACAAUGGCCACAAUAUGUAGCUUGUACUACAGCUGCUCUUUCGAUUAUGGCUGGUGCAACACAAUUUGCAUGGGCUUCACCAUCAAUUCCCAAACUUCUUGAACCCGAUUAUGGUUUAAGUAUAGAACAAGCUUCUUACAUUCCAUUGAUUGAACCAAUAGCAAUGUUUAUAUUUUCACCAAUUUAUAGUAAAUUAAUGGAUGUUGUUGGAAGAAAACAAUCCUUACUACACGCUGGUGUCGCUUUAAUAGUCGCCUGGCUUCUUUUAAUAUUUUCAAAAAAUUUAAUUUGUAUUUAUAUAACAAAAGUAUUUUCUGGAAUAGCAGACGCUUGUUAUUUUUCCGUUUUACCUGUUUACAUAGCCGAAGUAUCUGUACCAAACGUUAGAGACGGUUUUGGAAAUAUUUUAAUGAUUAUGAUUUUUGGAGGACAAUUUAUAAUAAACUGUGUGGGAUAUUACGUGGAUAUCCAAUUAACAGCUUGCACAAUGCUCAGUUUACCGAUAUUAUUCUUGGUGACUUUCAUUUUCAUGCCAGAAUCUCCAUAUUAUUAUAUUAUGAAGAAAGAUUAUCAGGGGGCAAGAAAAUCUUUAAACUUUUUGAGACGAAUCGAAAACGUCGAUCCGGAAUUAGAACAAUUAAAGAAAGACAUGGAAAGACAAUUAUCCGAAUCGGGUACCUUUAAAGAUCUUUUUAUGACAAAAAGUAAUCGAAAAGCGAUUUAUAUAGCCAAUAUAACCAGGAUGGUUCAACAAGUUUCUGGAAUGGGGACCUUUGCGGUGUAUGCUCAACAUCUUUUUCAACAAGCCGGUGGUGAUAUUUCAAGUGGAGUAGCUACUAUGAUUUUUACAGCUUUUUUAACAGUUACUAAUUUUUAUUCAAGAUUUUUCACAACUAAAUUAGGAAAGAAAAUGGCUAUGGUUUAUUCAUCAAUCGGUUGUGGGUUAGCUUUAUUAAGCGAAUCAAUUUAUUUUUUUCUCGACUUACACACAAGCAUUGACGUUUCUUCAAUAAGUUGGUUUCCAGUUCUUGGUUUGGUGGUUUACGUUUGUUUAGCAGCAAUCGGAUUAAGUCCAAUACCUAAUUUAAUAUUAGGUGAAAUAUUUUCCGCAAGCAUCAAAAAGAAAGCUAUGACUAUUUCAAAUAUGAUAUUUGCGAUGUAUUUAAUGGUCUUCCCGAAGAUCUUUCAAAUAUUGAUGACAAAUUUUAGCUUGUUCGUUCCUUUUACGAUUUAUGCAAUUUGUACGUUAUUAGGGGCAAUCGCUUGUUAUUUUAUGGUUCCGGAUACCACUGGAAAAACUUUGGAGGAAAUUCAACAAAUGCUUAAAGGAUCUGAUUAAGAUGUUUGUAAGGAGUUUAAAACAUUUAUGUGAUAUAUUUCUUUUAUUUAUUUGUUAAUUAUUAAAAUUCACUAAAGAUUG
Onthophagus taurus is the source of this 1594-nucleotide messenger RNA. Its product is annotated as facilitated trehalose transporter Tret1-like. The record is from RefSeq and is a predicted model, not a curated record. Lineage: Eukaryota; Metazoa; Arthropoda; Insecta; Coleoptera; Scarabaeidae. Gene Ontology annotation, biological process: transmembrane transport. Gene Ontology annotation, cellular component: membrane. Gene Ontology annotation, molecular function: transmembrane transporter activity.